AUGAGCGGUAGCAGUGGCUCCUUCACUAGAAGCAGCAGCAGUAGCUCCACAAGUUCUGAUUCCCUGGCAUCUUCAGAAGUGCCCGAGCAUGUCGCUGAGGAGGAAGUCUUGGAUUUGGAGGAAGGUGCUAGCAGUGACGAUGAAGGCUGCGACCGAUUUGCGAACAUGUCGGCAGCAAAGCCAGACCUGAGCUACCGAGGCCACACAGUCCAUUUCUGGACGAUCCCGUACUCAGCCAUCGAGGGCCGUUUGACUGCAGAAAACACAUCCAAGAAGGGCAUGCUGCGGCGUUUUCGAGAAGUCUACGGCGAGGCUUUGGAAUUCUACGCUGUUUUCCGGGAACUGCAUGCUGAAUCCUCACGAAGCUGGGAGCGCAAGGCUCACUACCAUGUGGUCUUGAAGCUGAAGGGCCGUGUCCGGUGGAUUCAGAUUGCCCGCGAGCUGCGCGCCAGGGGCAUCUUCGGGCAUUUGUCCUUGCCGACCAGGUGUGCAGAUAUCUGGCGCAUUGUAGCGUAUUGCUAUGUGCCUUCUGCCAGGAAGCCCUUGCCAGAACUUGAUCCCGAUCCCUUGCUGAGCUCAAACUUCCCCAUUAUUGACAUGGAGAAGCGGCUCCGCGGGAAGCUUGCCAGAACACAAGUUCUGAGGCCAUGGGAUUUUUUCCAAGUCUUGCGAAGACACCCGAGCAUCGAGACCUACAACGACCUCAUUGUCUGGGCGCAGUCCCAGCAGAAGCACGGGGUGCCUCAAUACUUGGAGUUUAUGACCAGGCAAGGUGGCAAGAUGUCUGGGCUCUUCAAGGCAUGGAAGCAGCUCAUGGCUAAGCCUGUGAGCCAAAAGUCGCAACGGGAGGAGCGAUUGCGCUACUGGCAGGCUUCAAGGCAGGCGCCCUGUUCUUGCACAACGCCAGGCCGCUUGAGGUCUGGCCUGGAUGCCUUGAUGGUGCGCGAGAAGGAUGGUGAGAGGUUUGGCUACUUCGUCAAACGGCUUAUCCGCAUUGGGACAGCGGCCAAGAAUUGCAACAUCUUGCUUUGCGGGGCUUCCAAUGCGGGGAAGACUGCCCUCACAAGGCAGAAUUCCUGCCCGGUGGCCUGGGACACCCUGCUCUUGCUUCUGGAGGGCGAAGCUGUGGUAGCUGCUUGCAAGGGCUCGGCGUCGGUGGUCAUUUCCGAGCCGCCGCCUUUUCUCAUCACGUGCCAGGAGCGCGUUGUGCCGCUAGAUGCGAAUGGUCGCCCCAAUGUUGCCGAGAAGGAUGCCUUCCACAAUCGGUUUGCCUUGCGGUGGCAUCUGAAAUGCAGCAUUCCGUCUUCAAUGAAGGAUUCGCAAAUGAAGAUGUGCUACCGCUGCGUGCGUUGCUACUCAGACUGGGUGGAUGAGAAGCACGCUGCCUAUGCAGAGAAGGCCCCGGACAUCGAGGCAGAGACUGCAGCGCUGGAAUCGGCCAUCUGCCAAGAGGACUCAAGGGUGCCCGCUUUGCAAGAAGAAGAAGAACUUUCAGGGGCCACGACCCAGCCGUUGCUGGCCGCGCAGUCUGCUGACCCGCGUUCAUCGCAGUUGCAGCCAUCCGGUGCAGCGGUUCGGCCUCAGCCAGCGCAGCUAGACGAGUUGAAUCCCGCCGAGGAGCUUAAAGGCGAUGGCUCCGAACCUUUCCAAGAUCGACGAGUUCGCCCCCGGCUCGAGCCGGCCGUUGCUUCUUCACCGGCACCGGCGGAGGAGUUCCCGGGACCGGAAGAAGGCAACCAGCCGAGCCAGCCCUUGGUGCCUUCCCAUGUGGAGAUGCUGCCUGCUCCACGAACGCCUGAGCCGUGGACCCCACCGUACCCGCCUCCAAGGACGCCCCCCAUCGUUUCGCAAGCCGUCAAAGGCAGCGGUUGGGUGGAGGUGAGCCCUCUGCACGCCCGCCGUGAUUUGCAAUAG
Molecule: messenger RNA, 1914 nt
Organism: Effrenium voratum
Lineage: Eukaryota; Dinophyceae; Suessiales; Symbiodiniaceae
Source: the annotation of a GenBank genome assembly